Drosophila subobscura is the source of this 1725-nucleotide messenger RNA. RefSeq lists its product as uncharacterized. The transcript is spliced from 4 exons. The record is from RefSeq and is a predicted model, not a curated record. Bases 307 to 1323 code for a protein of 338 amino acids. NCBI's taxonomy places the organism in Eukaryota, Metazoa, Arthropoda, Insecta, Diptera, Drosophilidae.
CCUCGUCCAUUCAGUCUUUUGCGAGAUUUUAUCGUGUGCGGACGUGUCUGCGGGUUUAUUUGCGAACUCUUUGGCCAUACAUCAUACGGGUCCCGGUCCUGUCCUGGAUUCCACAUCCCGAAGCUGCAGUCGUUACUCACGCGAUUCACAUAGAUGCAUUGGCCAGCCGUUUGGCGCCACAGCCCCCACCACACACAGUUCGGGAGUCGUCUCUGAUUUAACUUGCAAACAGAACAAAAAGUGCCAAAACAAACAAAACAAAAAGAAAACUAAAGAAGAAGUUCAGCGAGAGAUUUGAGUGCAACAAUGGGGAGGACGACAUAUGCGGCGGCAUGGCUGCUCGGAUUCUGGUGUCUCGUUUGUCUAGCUGCCGCGGCGCAGGGCAGCAGCAGUAGUCGUUCGGUGGGAGCAUCUGCCACACUGCUGGCACACAAGGAUGUGGCACACAUGCACAAGCUCAAGAGGCAGCAGGACAAACACCAGCAGACGCUGCAACUGCAACUGCAGCAAGGAGUAACUGGAGUGGCAGGGACCAAGCAGCAGCCGAAGAAGCAGCUGUCCCGAAGCGCACAUGGCCUGAACAAGAAGCUCCUUGGCCAAAUGGGCUUCAUGAAGGUGAAGGCUCCGAACAGCCACAACCGGAAACGUUUGGCCGUUGAGUCACGACGCCAUGCCUCGCGCGAUGACUCACACAUGUUCAUCAUCAAAUUGCCGCCAAAUAUGCACUACUAUGCAGGACCCAAUGCCAAUGCCGUACAGAAUGCAGCAGCAGCAGCACCAGAGAUGGCCAGCGGCAGCCAAAAAGGCAACGCACCCAGCAAAAUGGAAGCGACAGCAGCAGCAGCAGCAGCCUCGAGAAGAUCAGCCACACAAGCAACCGCAGCAGCAGCAGCAACCGCAACGGAGGCGUCGGCGUUGAAAGCUAACGGGAAAAAGGUCUCAUUUCCCUUCAGCUCGAACGGUCGGCCGGGUCGCAUCUACCACUGGAACCUGCCGGUGCUGAAGCAGGCGCUGCAGAAGAAGCCUCACUUUGCCCACGUCUCGGCGUCGGACCGUAACCGGCUGCUGGACAUCGAGAAGAUACCCACCUGGCGCAAGCCCUGGGAAAAUGAGACCAUCGAGAAAUCUAUCACCACCAGCAGCGGCAAGUCCAAGUACAAGAAGUCCCUCAAGCCCAAGUCGCCCACAUACUACGCGCCCUCCCAAGCGGUCAGCAAGCAGAGUUUCCACAAGUACUUUGCCGGCAAUGGCAAGCCCAAGGGCUUCUACGUCAUCAAGGAGCACCAGAGCAAGCCGCAGUUCUAUCACAACAUCAUAUCAUAAUCUAAUCAGCGUAGCCCAUAGGCGGAUCUACUCCCAUUCCAUAACACAACUUCUACUUCUACUUUAGAACACUUCCGUCCAGUUUCGACACGGAUUGCACAUGUCGCAAUCCCUGCAUACGUAAUACUCGACCGCACUCACUGUCCAACAGCUGGGUGUGUGUGAAAUCUAUUUUUAUAAACGCAAAGAAUACAAUAACAGCCACGGAAUGGCCCAUGGUUCCUCGCUGCAUCGCCACAUUUAUCCGUGGUGGAGAGAGGGGAACGGGGACCAUUUCGAACUGCAUUUUAGCCUAAGCAACUGCGGAAAGCAAUAAAUUAUGGCAAAAGCAACAAAUAUCAACGCUAGGUUUAAGUGCAUGUACGAUUUUGUUUUGGAUAAAUAAAUAUUGACUGAUUUUUA